CUUACUAGAUAUAGUAAAACCGUUCUUAGUGUAGCUAUACUUGAUUACCUUACGAAUAAAAAUAAUACCCUUAUUCUUAGCUUCUUCUUUAACUUUAGCGAUACCAGAAAGCAGACAUUAGAUUAUAUACUACGAAUUAGCUCUACCUUUUACCUUAAUUCUUUGUUUAAAGUAUACCAGAAUAGCAUUAAUCAAUGUAUAAUAAAGGAGCUAUCAGAUACUGUUUUUAAGAUACUCAUAGCCCAGAAGAAGGUAUUUAUUAUCCUAGACGUAUUAGAUAAAUCAACGACAAGGAACAAGUAUAACUUACUUAACGGUGUAAAUUUACAGAGAAGUCCUAAUCUUAAGAUCUUCUUAAAGGGAUCUAAAGUAAAAGAAGGCCCUUAUAUUGUUACUGCUAGAUCUAAACGAGAUAUACCAGCGUAUAAUUGUAAGUAUACCGGCGGAGGAAAAGAAUAA
Messenger RNA from Penicillium cosmopolitanum, 459 nucleotides. RefSeq names its product Pfs NACHT and ankyrin domain protein. The record is from RefSeq and is a predicted model, not a curated record. The transcript is spliced from 4 exons. NCBI's taxonomy places the organism in Eukaryota, Fungi, Ascomycota, Eurotiomycetes, Eurotiales, Aspergillaceae. The annotation marks the transcript as partial.